Pecten maximus is the source of this 588-nucleotide messenger RNA. RefSeq names its product 40S ribosomal protein S12-like. Gene Ontology annotation, molecular function: structural constituent of ribosome. The transcript has 6 exons. Gene Ontology annotation, biological process: translation. The record is from RefSeq and is a predicted model, not a curated record. NCBI's taxonomy places the organism in Eukaryota, Metazoa, Mollusca, Bivalvia, Pectinida, Pectinidae. Gene Ontology annotation, cellular component: cytosolic small ribosomal subunit; ribosome. The coding region runs from base 108 to 524 and encodes 138 amino acids.
GUAACAUGACCUCCUGUUCAUUUCUACCGGAAAUAACCUUAGAGCCUCCUUUUCAACUCAAGACGUUUUCCGGUAGACAUCAUUAAGGACGUCCGUAUUUGAAAAAAAUGGCAUCGGAUACGGAAGGAGAUGAUGUACCAACUGCAGGAGGCUCCAUGGAUAUCUACACUGCCCUGCAGGAGGUUCUCAAAACUUCACUAAUCCAUGAUGGUCUUGCCAGAGGUCUUCACGAGUGUGCUAAAGCCUUGGACAAACGUCAGGCUCAUAUGUGCAUUUUGGCCAACAACUGUGAUGAAGCAACUUACGUGAAACUCGUGGAAGCUCUUUGUGCAGAACAUGCAAUUAACAUCAUGAAGGUUGAUGAUAACAAGAAACUGGGAGAGUGGGCUGGACUCUGUAAGAUCGACAAGGAGGGGAAAGCCAGAAAGGUGGUUGGCUGUAGCUGUGUGGUUGUCAAGGAUUAUGGCAAGGACUCCCAGGCGCUUGACGUGAUGAACGAAUACUUCAGGUCAAAGAACAAGUAAACAUGAAAAGCAAAAACUGUUGGCAACACAAAUGUGAAUAAAAGUGCAGCUUUGAGAAGUAAAA